Molecule: messenger RNA, 2385 nt
Organism: Micromonas commoda
Lineage: Eukaryota; Viridiplantae; Chlorophyta; Mamiellophyceae; Mamiellales; Mamiellaceae
Exons: 1
Coding region: 1-2385 (794 amino acids)
Source: RefSeq, a predicted model, not a curated record
AUGGCUCGUCCGUGGCUCGUCGCGGCGUUUCUCCUGUGCGUCGCCUCGGCGCACACCGCGCGGGCGCUCGACGCGGACGCCGCCGUGAUCGACCUGGACGACAGCAACUGGAAGGACCUCGUGAUUGAGAAUGGCAGGGAGGCGUGGGUCGUCUCGUUCGGAGCCGACGGAUGCGCGCCGUGCGCCCAGAUGGCGCCGACCUUCGCGAAGGCGGCCAAGCACAUGGGCGGCAUCGUCAACUUCGGGCACGUCCACGUCGGAGACGCGUCCAUCAAGCUGGCGCAGUCUCUGGGCUUGACGAAGGUGCCGCACGUCGUCGGCCUCCCCGCGCACAAGACGCUCAACCCGUACACGAAGAAGAGCGAGAAGAUCGCGGUGGAGUACCGCAACAGCACCGCCUCGCACAAGCGCAUCGCCGAGUUCGCCGCCACCUUGCUCCCCGACGAUCGCGUCACGCGCAUCGCGGACGCGGACGCGCUCGCGAGGGCGCGAACCGACGCCAGCCACCUCCCGGUCGCGGUGCUCGUCACCGCCAAGGAAACAACCGGAUCGCUCUUCAAGUCCCUCUCGCUGCGCUUCCGCGGACGCGUCGCGUUCGCGGAGGUCCACGUCUCCGACGCCCCCGACGUUCUCGCAUCAAUCCCGGGGCUGGCUGAUCCCGCCACGAUCGAGCCACCCGCGCUCCUGCUGUUCCCACCCGCGGGGGGCGAGGGGGGCGACGUCGAGAGGCACGGCGGCGAGAUGAACGCGCGCUCGCUCGCCGCGUACAUCGAAUCGAAAGCCGCCGACGCCGCGCCCGAGGACGACGCGCCGGAGGUUUUCGACCCGCGCGGGGGCAAGGUGGGCGCGGGGGGUAAUAACGGCGCGGGACCCGGCGGUGAGUCACCGGGCGGUGAGUCACCGGGCGACUCGGACGACGGAUCGCUCUUCCCGUCGGUGACCCCGGCUCGGUUCGAGGAGCUCGUGCUCAAAGCUCCGCCCGUCGCCGUCGUCGCGUUCACCAAGCUGGGCGACCGGGCGUGCGUGGACGUCUCGAGGCGGCUCGCGUCGUCCGCGAUCAAGGGCGUCAACGGACGCGUGUCCCUGAUGGAGGUGAACGCGUCCUCUCCGGAGGGGGCGAAACUCGCGGAGAGGUACGCGCCCGAAACGUUUUUCUCGGCGAACGAUCAAUCCGAAUCCGGGGAGGGAACCGAGGACGACAAGAAGUGCGUGGCGGCGGUGCUGUUUCCGCACGGCACCGACAAGGAGGACGCCGACCCGGACACGUACGAUGGUGACGUGGACGACGCCGAGGCGUUCGCGGCGUGGGUCAGGGAGGCCAUCCCCGACUUCACCAUGCCGCUGCCCCAGCCGAGGCUGGUGGAGGCGUUCAUGCAGAACGACCCGUUCGCGCCCAAGGUUAUCCUCUUCGCGGACGCCAAGCCGGACUCGGCGCUGGGCCGCGAUUUCAUCGCGCUCGCCGCCAACUUCCACCAGGACUUCCAGUUCGCGACGAUCCCAUCCGGCGACAAGGUAAACGCGGCAAAGUUUGGCGUCCAAUCGUACCCGAGCCUCCGCAUGAUGUUCGUGCCGCCGCUCAAGGGUGGGGAGAAUCCGGACACCAACACCGUCCAGAUGCAGGUGGCGCAGUUCCCGGGCUAUACGCUCGAUUACCUGUACAUGCACUCGUGGCUGGACCAGAUCCGCGCGCAGGUGCUCGGGAAGGACCCCACCGGCGGCGACGGCGGCCCCGAGAAGGGCGCGGCUGACCCGGUGAAAUUGGUCGGAACGCCCAAGGAACUCGACGCGGAGUGCGGCGGCGCGGGGCUCUGCGUCGUCGCCUUCGUCCCGCAGGGAACCGAGGACACCGAGCUGCGAACGGCGAUCGUCCAGGCCGCCGCGGAUGACAAGUCGGACAGGCCCGUCAAGUUUGUCGUCGUGGACCCCGUGAAGCAGCGAUCGUUCGCCGCCGCGUUUGAGGUGAGCGCCGACGACGUCCCCGCCGUUGCCGUCGUGAGCAUGAGGAAGAACAGGUUCGCGACGUACAGGGCCACGUUCAGUGCCGAGCGCAUCGCGGGGUUUUUGGACGACGUCCUGUCCGCGAAGCAGCGCACGCGUAUGAUCCAGGAGAUCCCGAAGCUCGUUCCCGGCGGGGAGGAACCGGAGGAGGUGUUUGACGAGGACGUCGAGGAGGAGUUCGACCUGGCCGACAUCAUGGGCGAGGACGUCGAGGGGGAGGUGACCAACGAGGAGAGGCUCAGCCGCAUCGAGCGGGAGCUGGCGGAGGAGGAGGCCGAGAAGAAGAGGAAGAAGGCGGAGGAGGAGGACGCCGCGGCGGCUGCCAAGAAGGCUUCCAAGAAGAAAAAGAAGAAGAAGAGGAAGGGUAAGGCGCACUCCGAGCUGUGA